AUGACCACAAUGGACGUGAUCGCGAGCGUCAAGACGUACCUGGAGAAGAUCAUAGCGGACCCGCAGCUGACGGGAAUGAAAGCCCUCGUGCUCGACGCCGACACCACGAGCUUCGUGAGCAUCGUCAUGUCGCAGUCGCACAUCCUCCAGCGCGAAGUCUUUCUCGUCGAGCAGUUGGGCGCGUCGCACGAGUCCAUGCGGCACGUGAAGGCGGCGGUCUUUGUACGGCCCACUGCGCGGAACGUGGAGCUCUUGCGCCACGAGCUCAAACAGCCCAAGUACAGCUGCUACCACAUCUUUUUCUCGAACAUUGUGCCGCCGGAGGCGCUCGCGAAACUCGCCGAAGCGGACGAGACGGAAGUCGUGGCGCAGGUGCAGGAGUACUACGCCGACUACUUGGCCGUCAACGACUCGCUGUUUGACUUUGGAUUGCACCACUCGGUCCAACUGUGUGUCAAGACGCCGGCGGCUGCGGCCGGAUCGCUGCAGGCCACGGCAACUGCUGGCGUUUUGACGACGGAUCCAGUGGACAAGACGACGAUGACGCCGCCGCAGCUGUUCCAGCGGAGUGUCGAAGGGCUGCUGUCGUUGCUGCUGUCCAUGAAGAAGAGGCCGGCGAUCCGGUACGCCAAAGGGUCGGACGUUGCAGAGAAACUCGCGCGCGAAGUGUCGGCGAGGAUGCAGCUGGAGCAAGAUGGCCUCUUUGACUUUCGACGGCCAGACGUCGUCCCGCUGGUCUAUGUGCUCGACCGCAAAGACGAUCCUGUGACACCGUUGCUGACGCAGUGGUGCUACCAAGCGAUGGUCCAUGAACUACUCGGCUUGCACGAGAAUCGUGUGAGUCUUCGCGACGCGCCGAACGUGCGAAAAGACAUGACGGAACUCGUGCUGUCGACGAGCUCGGACGACUUUUUUGCGCAGCACGUACAUGCGAACUUUGGCGACCUGGGUAUGGCGGUAAAGCAGCUGGUGGACACUUACCAAGCGCAGACACAGACGCACGAGAACAUCCAGUCGAUCGAUGACAUGCAGCGUUUCUUGGAAAACUACCCAGCGUUUCGAGCUCAAUCCGUGACGGUAUCAAAGCAUGUGGCACUGAUCAGUGAACUCUCACGUCGCGUGCAAGUGGAUAAGCUCAUGGAUGUGAGCCAACUAGAGCAAGAACUUGCAUGUGGAGACGACCACAAUGCACACUUUCGUGAAGUCGUGGCAAAGCUAAAGGACGCGCAAGUGAAGCCAAUGAACAAACUGCGACUGGCCAUUCUGUAUGCGCUGCGCUACGAGACACACAGCUCGGUCCAGUUGAAGACCGUAAAAGAGCUGAUUGCGACCGCUUUCGAUGGCGGUCUAUCUUCUGACCGCGUCGCAUUGAUCGAUGCGUUCCUGCAGUUUGGUGGUCAGAAGGCCCGGCAAGGCGAUUUGUAUGGCGAUCGUGCUGGUUUGAAAAAGUUCAUGCGGGCGGUCACACAAGGAGUCCAAGGUGUGCCGAACGUGUACGCACAACACGUUCCUCCGCUCGCAAAGAAAUUGGAAUUGAUCUUGAAAGGUCAGCUGCUGGACCAGGAAUUCGGCGUUGUCAACGGAAGCGCCGGUGCUGCAACAUCGACUGAUUUCAGCGCAAGCAACGGUGUGAAGCGCGUACGUGACGUCAUAGUGUACGUGUGCGGUGGUGUCACGUUCGAAGAAGCCAUGAAGGUCGCUGAGCUGAAUCAGAAGGCGGCAACGUCGGGCUCCGGUCAGCGCAUCCUGCUGGGUGGGUCAUGCAUCCACAACUCGAGUAGCUUCCUGCACGAAGUCGCAACGGCAUACAACUUGUCACCUCCGGAAGGCCACAACAAAAGCGCAAGCGGUGGCUACAAGUAUGAUGCAAAGAGGAGCGUGUAG
This is a messenger RNA of Hyaloperonospora brassicae, 1884 nucleotides long. The record is from the annotation of a GenBank genome assembly. Lineage: Eukaryota; Oomycota; Peronosporomycetes; Peronosporales; Peronosporaceae.